UGGAAAUUAUAUGGAUGGUUUAUGUUAGGUUGGAAGAAUGGCUGGUCAAUUUGCCAAGCCAAGAUCAGAUGCAUAUGAAACAAGGGAUGGAGUGAAGCUGCCAAGUUAUAAGGGAGAUAACAUAAACGGAGACACCUUCGAUGAGAAAUCAAGAAUCCCCGAUCCUAACAGAAUGAUUCGGGCCUAUUGCCAGGCUGCCUCAACCCUCAACCUUCUCCGGGCCUUUGCCACCGGAGGCUACGCUGCAAUGCAGAGGGUUACUCAGUGGAAUCUUGAUUUCGUCGAAAACAGCGAGCAGGGAGAUAGGUAUCAAGAACUGGCUCACAGAGUGGAUGAAGCCCUCGGAUUCAUGGAGGCAGCUGGGCUUACAAUCGACCACCCAGUUAUGUCCACAACUGAUUUCUGGACUUCACAUGAGUGCUUAUUGCUACCUUACGAACAAGCACUCGCGAGAAAGGACUCUACUUCUGGGCUCUACUAUGGCUGCUCAGCCCACAUGCUGUGGGUCGGCGAACGAACCAGGCAACUCGAUGGGGCCCACGUCGAGUUCUUGAGAGGAGUUGCUAAUCCCCUCGGUAUCAAGGUGAGCCAAAAGAUGGAUCCGAAUGAACUUACGAAGCUCAUUGAUAUAUUGAACCCAACUAACAAGCCGGGGAGAAUUACGGUUAUAGUGAGAAUGGGUGCUGAGAAUAUGAGAGUUAAGCUUCCUCAUUUGAUUAGGGCUGUUCGUGGAGCGGGGCAGAUUGUUACUUGGGUUUGUGAUCCAAUGCAUGGGAACACAAUUCAGGCUCCGUGUGGACUCAAAACCCGUGCUUUUGAUGCAAUCUUGAACGAAGUGAGGGCUUUCUUUGACGUGCACGAGCAAGAAGGCAGCAACCCAGGUGGCAUUCAUCUCGAAAUGACCGGACAAAACGUGACCGAGUGUAUCGGAGGAUCAAGAACCGUGACGUACGAUGAUUUGAGCUCAAGGUACCACACACACUGCGACCCGAGAUUAAAUGCUUCGCAGUCUCUUGAGCUUGCCUUUAUCGUCUCCGAGAGAUUAAGGAAGAAGAGAAUGGAUUCUCAACGCUUGACCGCUUGAGGUUUUUUUUUUUAAGGUUGUUUCGGAUUUCGAACUUUAUCAUAUAGCUAUAAUCGGCCGAUAAUUUGGCUAUAAGAAUCUUGGAUUUGUAUUUGUUGGAGAAUAAUUCUGUGUAGGUUAUCUGAAGAUUGUGUUUUCGUCAAGAAUAAAUGUACUUAUAGAGAUUUCGAAACUAUUUCGACUAUAAAUUAUUUGUUUGGCUAUUUCGAAACUAUUUCGACAAUAAAUUGUUUGUUAAGAAUAAUUUUAUUUCAUUUUUCC
Messenger RNA from Erythranthe guttata (spotted monkey flower), 1345 nucleotides. NCBI's taxonomy places the organism in Eukaryota, Viridiplantae, Streptophyta, Magnoliopsida, Lamiales, Phrymaceae. The record is from RefSeq and is a predicted model, not a curated record.